CCCCUUUGACCCCUCCUAUCCCGUCAACCUUUACUACGUACUUCCGUUCUGACACCGCCCAGACAGCAGCAGACAAGAUGUCUUACUUUUCGGAGGAGCAGAUUUCAGAGUUCCAGGAGGCCUUCUCCCUGUUUGACAAGAGAGGGGACGGGAAGAUUGACAAGGGACAGCUGGCCGAGGUGCUACGGUCUCUGGGUCAAAACCCAACCAACGCUGAGGUCAAGAAGGUGUCGGCGGAGUUCAGAGAUAACUCCAGGAUCAGUUUUGAGGAAUUUCUGCCCAUCCUCGAGGCCUUUGCCAAGCACUCCAAGGAGGCGGGGUCCUUCGAGGACUUUGUGGAAGGUCUGAAGGUGUUUGACAAGGAUGGCAACGGUCUGAUAGUGGGUGCUGAACUGCGGCAUGUCCUCACAACACUGGGGGAAAAGUUGACAGAAGAAGAAGUAGAACAAUUGGUGGCAGGACAGGAGGACCAACACGGCAUGAUUAACUAUGAAGAGUUUGUAAGGAUGGUGGUGUCCAACUGAGCAGCGCCAUGCUGGAAGAGCACUGACGCGAUCAACUAACACAAACAGCAAAAUCACGAACGAGAGGCCAGACCAGUCAAACUCUCCAUAAUCUUAAUACAAUAUAGGAAAUAAUACCCUAUUAAUUUUACCUUUGCUUAUAAAUUGGUACUAUUCGAAUCAAAGUUGACCACAUUUUGAAAAUAUGGCAAAUUGAGCACUGAGAGUUUUAUUAAAUGCACUAGAUUUCAAAAUCAUUUAAUGGAAAUAUACAUUUGGUGGCAAAGCAACCCUUGGUCUCAUAUUGUUAUCUUCUUAUACUUAUAUACUCUUCACUUGUGUAAGACAUUCCAGUUCCUUUAAGAUUGCUGUGUUGAGUCUUGUAAAAUAGUUUGCAGUCCUUGUUCAGUAGACGUUACUGGUUACCUGCCUUUCGGAGACAUUUCAAGACCUAAGGAUUGGACUAGAGCUAAAGUAUUGAAAAAUUAGCAUAUUGUGUCAAUCAGAGAAGGCACUGUCCCAAGGUACACUAGACGCUGGACUGGUCUGGCUUCAGAAGGGUGUAAGACUGGAGGGAACGUACAUUGUCCUUGACUUCCACCAGAAGGCCACAACAAUUCGAUUUGUUGGUUCACAGAUUUUUUCAGAGAAAAUAUGAAACGGCAGGGCGAAAAAAAAGAGUAAAAACAGGCCUAGGCAUCCAAUGAUAGCCCCAAAUGCUACGAUAGGAGUCAUGAAGUCAACAUACCACGCUGGUUUGUCAUGCAAACAAUGAAUUUUAAACUUCUAAACUAACAACUGCAUUGAGAGAUGGAAGACUAUAACAAUUCUGAAGAGAGGAGACUUCCUUCAACUGUUUGGGCCAAAAUAUGAGCAUUUUGGAGUUGAUUCAUAACCUGAAAUGUCUUUUUUUUUUGCAAUUUGGAAAAAAAUGAAGCCGGAAAAUCUGAGAGACGAGAACCAACAUUGCAACAAAUUAAAUUGGUGUGGCCUAAGGUGGCUUUACGAAAACUAGUUUUGAUACCUACACAAGAAACAACAGUAGUCUGUGUGAUGUACCAUACAGUAGGACAUAGUCAUGACUUAAGUGUAACUUAUGCAAAAUUGCUUUACUAGCGUGCUAGACUAGAGGUUUGAAAGAGGUGUACAACAUAAGAAAAGGUUGUGAUCACUGUUACAAGUGAUAGACCAUAUAUUUUAUUUACUUUCUUGAGGUUGUAGAUAACAAUAAGCUUAUUAGAACGUCUUCUUGAUGUUGUUCCAAAUGAAAACAUUGUGCUACACAAGUGUUCCACGCUACCAAUGUUGUAGUAUGACUCCAAAAAAAAGAAGUCCUGUACUGUAGCAACUGUUAGAGAUAGAGGAAUAUUCAAAGCCCCCCCUCCCCCGAUAUCACUUUUAAAUAAUAUAUAAUCCUUUAUCCUUGCCCCACAAGCUACGACCUUGUACCUCUUUUAAGAUAUGACCAACCAAUCAUGAAAGGGAUCCAUAUUGAAUGUGAACGUUAUAGCAGAUCUUCUACAGUCUGUUUUUGCAGUGGCAUUUUCCUUGCUUUCAAUGUACUCUCAGCCUAGCUUAUUGGUACAGGUAUGCUAGUUACUGUAAUAAAGGUUAAUGUUAGGCUUUC
This is a messenger RNA of Branchiostoma belcheri (Belcher's lancelet), 2130 nucleotides long. Its product is annotated as myosin light polypeptide 6-like. The record is from RefSeq and is a predicted model, not a curated record. Lineage: Eukaryota; Metazoa; Chordata; Leptocardii; Amphioxiformes; Branchiostomatidae. Gene Ontology annotation, molecular function: calcium ion binding. Gene Ontology annotation, cellular component: myosin II complex.